GCGGCUGCCGUAGGGGUUAUGCUGGUCCUGGUGCUGGUGGUCCUCAUCCCCGUGCUGGUCAGCUCCGUGGGCACAGACGCCAGCCACUAUGAGAUGCUGGGCACCUGUCGUAUGGUGUGCGACCCCUACCUGAACAAGGGCACCCCGGCCAGCAGCACCAGCUCCACCGGUCUCCAGGCCGAGGCGGAGGCGUUGAGCGACCACAGCAACGUGCUUCCACCCUCCACCUUACUGCAGGGCCCGCAGGGGAAGCCUGGCAGGCCGGGGAAGCCCGGACCACCCGGACCACCUGGAGAACCGGGGCCACCUGGACCUGCAGGCCCACCUGGUGACAGAGGGGAUCAGGGACGGACUGGGAUUUUGGGUCUGGGGGGGAACGGAGCUAUCAGCACGGCCACCUACAGCACAGUGCCUCGGGUGGCCUUCUAUGCAGGGCUUAAGAACCCCCACGAAGGCUACGAGAUUCUCAAGUUUGACGACGUGGUUACCAACCUCGGCAACAACUAUGAUGGCAUUUCGGGCAAGUUCAUCUGCAGCAUCCCCGGCACAUACUUCUUCAUCUACCACGUGCUGAUGAGAGGAGGAGAUGGAACCAGCAUGUGGGCAGACCUCUGCAAGAAUGGCCAGGUCCGUGCCAGUGCCAUCGCCCAAGACGCCGACCAGAACUACGAUUAUGCCUCCAACAGCGUCAUCCUCCAUCUGGACGCAGGCGACGAGGUUUACAUCAAACUGGACGGAGGCAAAGCCCAUGGAGGGAACAACAACAAGUACAGCACCUUCUCUGGCUUCAUCCUCUAUGCGGACUGA
Messenger RNA from Anoplopoma fimbria (sablefish), 807 nucleotides. RefSeq names its product C1q-related factor (gene c1ql1l2). Gene Ontology annotation, molecular function: protein binding. The record is from RefSeq and is a predicted model, not a curated record. The transcript is spliced from 2 exons. Lineage: Eukaryota; Metazoa; Chordata; Actinopteri; Perciformes; Anoplopomatidae. Bases 19 to 807 code for a protein of 262 amino acids.